This is a messenger RNA of Thermothielavioides terrestris NRRL 8126, 522 nucleotides long. RefSeq lists its product as uncharacterized. The record is from RefSeq and is a predicted model, not a curated record. Lineage: Eukaryota; Fungi; Ascomycota; Sordariomycetes; Sordariales; Chaetomiaceae. The transcript has a single exon. Bases 1 to 522 code for a protein of 173 amino acids.
AUGCAGGAGGAGCUGGACCAGUGGACGCUGCCGCGGGGGUACAGCAUGCGCAUCGCGGGCGCCAAAGUGACGGGCAAGCGCAAGGUGCGCUGGGUGUGCUUCCGGGGCGGCGAGGCGCGGCAGCACCGGGCGCCCGUCGACGAGGCCGUGCUGCUGCGCGCCAAGGCCGAGGGCCGCCGCAAGCCCACGACCGACCGCUCCAGCAAGAAGUGCGGCUGCCUGUUCAAGUUCGAGGCCGUCGAGACCGCCAAGGACGCCGACGUCUGGGUGCUGCACUACUCCAACGAGGAGCACAAGGCCCACAACCACGGCCCGUCCGACGCGGCGAGCGACCCGCGCGCCCGGAAGCUGCCGCCCUACGUGCGGGUCGAGGUCGAUCAGUGGCUGAGGGACGGGUGGCCGGUGAAUAAGAUCCAGGAGGAGUUGAGGGCGCGGGGCUUUACGAAUGUGCUGAACACGGACCUGUACAACCGUAAGAGGUCGCUGAGGAAGGGCGGGGUAGAGGGACAGAUGCUGGGUUGA